GCGGGUCCAAGAGUAGAUGGUCUCUAGGACAGUUAUUUGUUCAUGCGGCUAGCAGACUAGCAGAUUUUAGUGUUAACAUUUUGGAGUUGGCCGUCUGUGUCGGGCCAUGGACGAAGUGACAGGAGCUCAGCUGAUUGCUGAGUCUCUAAAGACUCAGAAAGUGGAGUACAUGUUUGGGAUAGUUGGUGUCCCUGUCAUUGAAGUGGCCAUGGCUGCUCAGGCUGCAGGGAUCAAAUAUGUGGGAAUGCGCAACGAACAAGCGGCGUGUUAUGCAGCAUCUGCAGUGGGAUACCUCACUGGAAGACCAGGUGCCUGCCUGGUGGUGUCUGGACCCGGGCUCAUCCAUGCUCUCGGUGGAAUGGCCAACGCAAAUGUGAACUGCUGGCCGGUGGUCGUCAUCGGAGGGUCUUCAGAUCGAAACCAGGAAACAGCAGGAGCUUUCCAGGAGUUCCCUCAGGUCGAAGCCUGUCGCCUGUACAGCAAGUUUUCCGCUAGACCCAGCAGUCUAGAAGCCAUCCCUUCAGUGAUAGAGAAGGCUGUCCGCACCAGCAUGUACGGACGUCCAGGCGCUUGCUAUGUGGAUAUUGCAGGGGACAUGGUCAACGGCAAAGUGGACCGGAGCAAAGUUAGAGAGGUGUCCUGCUGUCCACCUCCACCAGUGAGUUUGGCUGACCAUGGUGCGAUUACAGAAGCCGUCUCUGUCUUAAAAACAGCCAAGACACCUUUGGUCGUCAUUGGCAAAGGUGCGGCCUACGGCAGAGCAGAGCUCGCUCUGAAGGAGUUUGUGGAAAGAAGCGGCCUGCCGUUCCUGCCCACUCCCAUGGGGAAAGGAGUGCUACCGGAUGAUCACCCCAACUGUGUGGCCGCCGCCCGCUCAAGAGCUCUUCUCCAGGCCGAUGUCGUGCUUCUGCUUGGAGCCAGGCUCAACUGGAUUUUGCAUUUUGGGUUGCCCCCAAGAUUUAACCCUAACGUAAAGAUCAUUCAGGUGGACCUCUGUCCUGAGGAGAUGGGUAACAAUGUGAGGCCAGCUGUUGCCCUCCUGGGAGACAUCAACGCUAUUGUCACGCAGCUCGUCGCGUGUGUCCAUAAAGACGGCUGGAAAUACCCCUCUAACACAGAGUGGUGGAGCACAUUGAAGAAGAAGAUUGCUGCUAAUGCACAAAUAUCAAAGGCUCUUGCUCUCGAAGCAAAAUUACCCAUGAACUACUACACAGUGUUUCACAACGUUUCCCAGCUCCUGCCAAAGGACUGCAUCAUAGUCAGCGAGGGUGCAAACACCAUGGACAUUGGACGCACUAUGUUGAAUAACUACCUACCUCGACACAGGAUGGAUGCGGGCACCUUUGGAACAAUGGGAGUGGGCCUCGGGUUUGCAAUUGCAGCAGCUGCCGUUGAGAGGAGUGAGAACAGAGGGCGGCGGGUGGUCUGUGUGGAAGGAGACAGCGCCUUCGGGUUCUCUGGCAUGGAGGUCGAGACCAUGUGCAGGUAUAAUCUGCCCGUUGUCAUUAUUGUGGUCAACAAUAAUGGUAUAUACAGUGGAGUGGACCCAGACACGUGGAAAGAAAUGAGAAAAAUGGGAGAUCUGACCUCCAUAGCCCCGCCUGUUACCCUCCUGCCCGAGGCGCGCUAUGAUGAGGUCAUGACAGCGUUCGGAGGCCGAGGGUUCCUGGUGAGGACGGUGGACGAGCUGCGCAGUGCCUUACAGCUCAGCCUGAGAGACUGGGAGAGGCCGAGUCUGCUCAAUGUGCUUAUCGACCCCUCCUCAGACAGAAAACAGCAGGAGUUUCCUUGGCUCACGCGCUCCAAUCUGUAGAUACGAAUGAAUCCUCCUCUGUCCAGAGGACUGGGAAAUUAUGAGGCUGCUACCUUUUUUUUUCUUUUUCCCCCACAAAAUAAAUGAAUAUUUGUACUGAUUC
This is a messenger RNA of Mugil cephalus (flathead mullet), 1916 nucleotides long. It is a transcript of the gene hacl1, whose product is annotated as 2-hydroxyacyl-CoA lyase 1. Gene Ontology annotation, biological process: fatty acid alpha-oxidation. The transcript has 17 exons. The record is from RefSeq and is a predicted model, not a curated record. Gene Ontology annotation, molecular function: magnesium ion binding; catalytic activity; thiamine pyrophosphate binding. Gene Ontology annotation, cellular component: peroxisome. NCBI's taxonomy places the organism in Eukaryota, Metazoa, Chordata, Actinopteri, Mugiliformes, Mugilidae. The coding region runs from base 107 to 1813 and encodes 568 amino acids.